Molecule: messenger RNA, 1375 nt
Organism: Solanum tuberosum (potato)
Lineage: Eukaryota; Viridiplantae; Streptophyta; Magnoliopsida; Solanales; Solanaceae
Product: probable WRKY transcription factor 41
Exons: 3
Coding region: 156-1151 (331 amino acids)
Biological process (GO): regulation of DNA-templated transcription
Molecular function (GO): DNA-binding transcription factor activity; sequence-specific DNA binding
Source: RefSeq, a predicted model, not a curated record
GGGAGACUUGUAAACAAGUCUUCAAACUACUAAUUUAUAUACAACUAGCAAAUUACUUUUUCUCAAAUUCAUAUUCAGAUCUGUUUAUUGUUUUGGCUAUAGCUUUGUUUGAGCAUAGUCAGUCUGUUUGGUGACUCUGUAUAGCUGCGAAAAAAAUGGGAGAAAACAAUUUUUGGGAGAGAGAAAUAGUGAUUGCUGAGCUAACCAAGGGGAAGGAAUUGAUGUUGCAGCUGCAGAAGCACUUUGAUCCCAUGAAACAGUUAGUGUGCCAGUAUUUGGCUGUGGAAAUACUUUCUUCCUAUGAUAAAGCUAUGUCCCUCUUGAAUGGCACAGCUUUAUCAGGUAUGAUGAAGAGCAAAGGUAAAGAGAUUAUUCAUCCAGCACCGUCUUCAUCAACUGCGCCCCAGCUGGAAUCUCCUCAUCUUCUGGCUGACAGUAGCACAAAGAGUUGUGACCGUCCCUCUAACUACAGGAAGAGGAAGAUGCUGGCACGAAGGAAAGAGUAUGUAGAAGCUCGACCUGGAGAAGAGGUUCCACCUGAAGAUGGACUUAGUUGGCGGAAAUAUGGGCAGAAACUUAUCUUAGGUGAAAAAUAUCCCAGAGAAUAUUAUCGAUGUCCUCGUCGUUGUUGUGAGGCUACUAAGAUGGUCCAGCGAAUUGAGACAGAGCCAUUAACUUUUGAAGUUACCUAUGGAGGAAGUCACAGUUGUGGUCAAGAAACCAAAAACCAAAAUGAAGAACUAAUUGCUGUGCAGCAGACAAAAUGUGAUGAAGUUGGAAGAGGAGCAGGGCAAAUAUUUGAAUCCUAUAUUCAUAAGAUGGUUUCGACCCCAAAUAAUUCGUAUAACAAUUCCUCAACGGGGGUUGAGUUCUCAAACUCCAAUUCGGUAUUCAACAUCCCCAAUUCCGACUUCAUCCCCACACCGACUUCUUCACCUCAUCCAGACAUGGACUUUCCAUUUGACUAUAGUAGUUUCACUCACUUGUUUGGUCAAGAUGUGCCUGAUAAUUCUGGCAAUGAUUCUCUGGCUGCUCUGGCUGCUGAGGUCUAUAAACUCUAUGAGGAGAAUGGCAAACUCAAUUUUCCUCAUCGUUACGACAAACAGGCUGAGAAUUCCAGACCCUCGAACAAUGUUGGGGACCAAUCAUAACGUAACGUACCAAGUAUCUCUCUUUGCUGGAGCAGCACAAGCAUGUAAUGUAAUAUAAAGGAAGAAAUGGGCUCAACAUUUCUUCUUGUGUUCUACCCAUAGCUCUAUAUUGUCUGUCUCAAUUUAAUUGUCUUACUUUUCUCUUUGAUCUAUUCCAAAAAGAGUGUGUUCUAUAUUUAGAUAAAUUUUCAAUUUGAACAUUCUAUAUGAUAGGUUUAAGACCA